AACCAAAAUCCUCCUAUAAAAUGGUCGAACCCCGUUCUAGAAAAACAUUUUCACUAUAGUAGGAAGCUUGAUUUUGACGCUAAAACCAGUGGAAAUGGUGAACUACAUGCUAAUGAUAACCGCCGAUCUCGAGAACAUCACCAGCCUCCAGCCUCAGGGCGGUUGCGACGAUCCUUCUUUCCCUUACUUCUUCAAGGUGAAAUGUGGAAGGUGUGGAGAGUUGAGCCAGAAAGAAACAUGUGUGACCUUGAAUGAGACUGUUCCUGUUCCAGCAAGCAAGGGAACCGCUAAUCUUGUUCAGAAGUGCAAGUUUUGUGGGAGGGAGGGAACUGUGUUGAUGGUGCCUGGCAAGGGUAAGCUGCUUACCCAGGAAAUCAGUGAUAUAGGGAAAUAUGCCCCGUUGAUGAUGUUUGACUGCAGAGGCUAUGAACCUGAGGGUUUUGUAUUUGGUAGUGGGUGGAAAGCUGAGUCUGUAGUAAACUGCCGGUUCAUCCAUGCUUUCAGUUGUAGUGAGACGUGAAGCCUUGUAUCACUUUUGUUGCUGAGCUAUAAUUUUAUGCGUUUGACAUCAUUAAUUUUCAGUCUUUUGACUGGACAAGAAUGAAGGUUACCUAUUCUCUGUGAAAUAUUUAUAAACUUUUCACUUGGGAAUAAUUUGGUUUCCUAGAAGAAAAUUUUCAGAGGUAAACCUUCAAUAAUUUGGUUCCUUACAUUAUUUAUUGAUAAGGAAACAUUCCUUACAUUAUUUAUUGAUAAGGAAACAUACAAUUCUGUAUUGUAUUAGAAGGAAAUUCCAUGUCUAAUGAGCUUCAGAUGCAUCACAGCAUUAGGACUUGGAAGUAUGAGAGUUGCUCUUUGCCAUUUUUAUGCAUGUUUUUGUAAGAGUAUAUCUUGUAUGACACAAAAUAGGAUUUUUCUAUUGUGGUCAAUGCUAAAAUGUUAAAUAUUCUCAAUAUGAGAAAAUAGAUUUUGGAUUUUCUUUCUUC
Messenger RNA from Hevea brasiliensis (rubber tree), 986 nucleotides. RefSeq lists its product as uncharacterized. The record is from RefSeq and is a predicted model, not a curated record. NCBI's taxonomy places the organism in Eukaryota, Viridiplantae, Streptophyta, Magnoliopsida, Malpighiales, Euphorbiaceae. The transcript is spliced from 4 exons. Bases 95 to 520 code for a protein of 141 amino acids. Gene Ontology annotation, molecular function: zinc ion binding.